AUGGGAGGCGAGUUUGACUGGACCGAGAUAGAGCAACGCUGCCGCAUCGCCAAGCGGCGCCUCGACACCAACGUCGACGACACGCUGAGUCGACACACCGGAGUAGAUGGCGAGGUCCACGCCCCAUCAACGCAGACUCCAAACGCUGUAAAGAAAAGCGAGGAGGUCGACGGCAGCGACGAGGGUGAUGCCGUCGUCUCCGUCAACGUGCUGUCCGAUGAGUCUCCUGUGAACACGUCGGUGUCGCUGCAGAGUCCCUUGCCGGCACCCCCGCUGACCCCCUUCCUUCCUCCUCCUCCGCUGUCGAUUCAGCGCAAAGGAAGGAAGAACCUUGCAGCAGCAGCAGCAGCAUCAGCAGCAGCGCUAUCGGCCCACCAGCUGCCGCCGCAGCCUGCGGGUACGAUCACCGUGCGUUGUCCGGAUGGGACCUCUGUGCCACUUCUAACCAGCAGCAGCAGCAGCAACGACUACUGCCACCACCGUUGCGGCGGCCGUCACUCCGCUGGCACCGCGAAGGCUACAAAACACGGCAGCAAGAGCGAGCAGGGGCCAGCGGUGGUGGGAGAGCAGCGCGACCCGUACGGCCUCGGUCGCCGCCACACUCGUUGCACGAACACGGCGAAUUCGCACAAUGACACAACAGUAGCAACAGCAGCAGCAGAAACGACAUGUGUGGCGCAGCUGCUGCGUUCACUGCGCCGCCUCGACGCGGUGCGGUCGCAGCGGGCUGCGGUGGCCGCUCGAAGUGCCGAAGCGACGGUGCGACUCGCGGACCUCCGCUGCAGGCUUUACGAAGUUGGCGUGUCGUUGCCGUCCUCCGCCCUCGCCUCCACAUUACCCACCGCGAAAGGCGUGGAAAGAGAAGGAAGUACGACGCUCAAGUCAACGAACACAUCGGCUCAGAAGGCGGCGACGACGCACGAAUUGUUGGUGCGUCAGCUGCGCGCGUCGGACCGGGUGAAUGACGAGCUGCGCAGACGCUACGAAGCCCUGCAACAGGAGAAGAGACACGCCGUGACGCUGCGGGACGCCAGACUGCGGCGACACACAACACUGCCGCAGCAUCAGCAUCAACAGCACACCGCAGCGGGUGCAGAUGUGGGCAUUCGUUCUCUCUCGCCGAUAUGCGAUGCGUCGUGCUCCUCGCGCCUCACCUCCCCCAUCAGCCGCAUUGGCCCUGCGCUUAUGUGCCACACCAACGACAGCAACCGCCCACAUCACGCAUUAGAUGUACAUGCGCAACUGCGACAGGGUCGGCUACAGCCCUGGGAGGAUCGCCAGGCAGCGGCACUGCGGCAGAAAAAAGAACUGCGGUCGUUGCUGGAGCUGGCGAUGGCGAGAGAGCGUGGACGACAGACGGCGCGGGUGCAGCUCCGCUCGCGCGGCUUCGUGACGGGUGAGGAUGAUGACGAUGUAGCGGUAGAGAAGCACGGCUGUCCCCCCUCUCCCUCGGUGCAACUGAUGUGA
Molecule: messenger RNA, 1467 nt
Organism: Leptomonas pyrrhocoris
Lineage: Eukaryota; Euglenozoa; Kinetoplastea; Trypanosomatida; Trypanosomatidae
Exons: 1
Coding region: 1-1467 (488 amino acids)
Source: RefSeq, a predicted model, not a curated record